Messenger RNA from Scleropages formosus (Asian bonytongue), 2151 nucleotides. RefSeq names its product PDZ and LIM domain 2 (mystique) (gene pdlim2). NCBI's taxonomy places the organism in Eukaryota, Metazoa, Chordata, Actinopteri, Osteoglossiformes, Osteoglossidae. Gene Ontology annotation, molecular function: actin binding; muscle alpha-actinin binding. The coding region runs from base 345 to 1442 and encodes 365 amino acids. The record is from RefSeq and is a predicted model, not a curated record. Gene Ontology annotation, cellular component: stress fiber; adherens junction; filamentous actin. Gene Ontology annotation, biological process: heart development; muscle structure development; actin cytoskeleton organization. The transcript has 10 exons.
CCGUCCGCCCGCGUCUUCCAGCGUCUCGCUUCAAGGCGGCGAAGGAAACGACGUCGGCGUGUUAGCGAGAGGAGCGCGUCUGAGGCUUCGCGGAGCUUCGUGUCCGGGGUUCGAGCGCAGGGGCGGUAUAAAAGGAGGACGCAACUGUCGGAGCGCGAAGUACGCGUCCGACAGCUCGCUGCAGCACGUCAGGGUCCGAGCGCGCGCAGCCCAUUCGGGUUCCCGGCAGUCCUCGCGUGCGCGAGCCGCAGCUGUCUGUGUGUCCGCUCGGCGAACAUCGGAGAUCCGCGACCGAAGGUGCAGGAGCUUCCCGAAGGCAGAGGACAGCAGCCUGUGCUCCCGCUAUGGCGUUGACUGUGACCCUCACUGGCCCUUCUCCUUGGGGCUUCAGGAUAUCCGGUGGGAGGGACUUCAAGAAGGCGAUAACGGUCUCCAAGGUAAAUCCAGACAGCAAAGCGGAGCAGGCCAACCUGCUUCCGGGGGACGUCAUUGUGGAGAUCAAUGGGGAGAACACGGCCGAGAUGCUAAACGUGGAGGCGCAAAACAAGAUAAAGAACUCGAAGACGCAGCUUCAACUGCUGGUGGAAAGGCCGGAGCCUACGAGCCCUGUGCAGACCAAUGGGAUCAGCGCUACUGAGCAGCUCUCCGUUCGCUUCCAGGAGGCUUUGCAGGUUAGCAGAGAUGAGAACCAGAACUACAGAGAAUACUCAAUCUCCAGUCCAGCCUCUCUGUCCCCAGGGCCCUACUCUCCAGAGUCACCCUCUAGCCCAGACAGAAAGACAGAGAGACAGUUCUCCCCCAGCACCAAGAGCUUUCAGGUGCGUUCCUGGUCUCCAGUGGAGAAGACAUCCAGCCACCGAUUGUCCAGACCACUCUCUCAGGAGUUCUCGCCGGAUUACCGGAGCAACUCCGGGUCCAGCCGGACCCCGACGCCGCCAGGGCAGCAGGUGCCCUACAGCCCUGUGGACAGAGAGCCUUGCGUGUCCCCCAGGCGCAGCUCGGACUUUGCCAUGCAGCGAUUCGACCGCGAUUCGGAGGUCUAUAAGAUGAUUCAGGAGAACAAGGAAUCCCGCACACCCCCCCGUCAGUCCAACACCUUUCGUAUGCUGCAGGAGGUGUUGGAGGCUGAUGAGAAAGAGGCAGCUCUGCGUUUCCCAGGGAAGCUGUCGCCAAGCCCGGCCAAGCCCACCCCUUCUGUAGCUGGCGUGCAGAAGUUCCACACCUGUGCGAAGUGUGGCAACAGCAUUGUCACUCUGUCCGUGCGCAUCACAGACGACCACUACCGCCACCCGGAGUGUUACACCUGCACCGAGUGCGGCCUCAACCUCAAGAUGCGCGGCCACUUCUGGGUGGGCGAUGACAUGUUCUGCGAGAAGCACGCCCGCGAGCGGUACCAGGGUCCGGGCUGCAAUUACCGAGCCCCCAUCUCGCCCCCGUACUGAAGCCGCGCCCCCGCAGACCCUGCGGACGGGCUUCCCGGGUUUGGAUCCUGAGCGACGGGGCCGUGGGAAUCGCGGCGUGCAAGAUGGAGAGCUUAUCCACACCGCGUUCUUUGUCGUGUUACUGUUUUACUUCACCUGGUUUCCACACGCUGGGUUCGAGAGGUCGUUCUAUGCUCUGCUUUUUCUUUACGGUGGAAUCUGAGGAUGUUUUGUAGACUUGCACACGAUGCUUUCCGAAGGUUUGCGUGAUCUCCUUUACGCAGGACAGGCGUAUCGUUGUAAAUAAGCCUUACUGUUCUGAUAUUUGCAGUGCAUAUAUCACAUAUUAGGCUGUUUUUCUUCUCUAAGGGUUGCAGGAAGGUGUUAACUUCCUUAACUGUUCCCAAAGAACUGCUGUGAUGGGGAAACUGCUGAAACAACUUACAAGUCUGGAGUUGGGAGAACUGGGACCCCCGUGGUGUGAUCUAUGGUAUUCCUUCUGAAUACGAACGUCUUGUUUAAAAUUUAUUCUGAUUUACAGCAGAACAGUAGUCUUCAUAUGCCUUCUUUAUUGCCAUUAUACCAUAGCCUUUCCUUUGUGUGAUCCUUUCCUUUUUUUUUUUUGUGAAGUUUUGAAGCUCUUUUGUCCCCCCCCCCCAAACAUAAUAGCAGUGAAACUUAAUAUCCCCUAAAUUCAUCUUUGCAAAUUUAAACAGCCUUUGCCCACCCC